Mesitornis unicolor (brown roatelo) is the source of this 929-nucleotide messenger RNA. It is a transcript of the gene LRRC46, whose product is annotated as leucine rich repeat containing 46. The annotation marks the transcript as partial. The record is from RefSeq and is a predicted model, not a curated record. Gene Ontology annotation, molecular function: protein binding. NCBI's taxonomy places the organism in Eukaryota, Metazoa, Chordata, Aves, Mesitornithiformes, Mesitornithidae. The transcript is spliced from 6 exons.
GCCGUGAGCAGAUGUCCCGGGGGGUGACUCUGACCGACAGCCUCAUCGCCAUGAGGAAUCUGCCUCCCCUGCGCCCAGAGAGCCGAUCCACAGAGCUGCUGUCCCCCUGCGCCAUCCGCUUGGAUCGGGAGAACAUCUGUGCUAUCGGGAGGCUCCAGAGCCCACUGGAGAUCCACAGCCUCUACCUGCAGCAGAACCAAAUUGAGAAGAUCGAAAAUCUGGGCUCCUUCCCCAACCUGCAGUUCCUCUCCCUGGCUGGAAACCGCAUCUGCAGAGUGGAGAACCUGCAGCACCUGCAACACCUGCGUGCCUUGGACUUGUCCCAUAACCUGAUACAGACGCUGGACCCAGCCAGCGUGGUGGGAGAACGUCUGCUCUUCCUCAAUGCUUGCAGGGAUCUGGUGAUGGAAGCCCUGCCCCAUCUCCUGCAGCUGGAUGGCCAGCAAGUCUGCAGCAGCGUGGGCGAGGAAAAGGAGGAUGAAGACUCCUCCAGCAGUGAGGAUGAGGAUGAGGAGUCACUCUAUUUCUUUGUGGAUCUGCACCAGGAACUGGUCGGGCGCUCGCAGCAGAGGCAGAGGGAGGCUCUGGAGGAACAUCGUACCCGUCUUGCAGAGGUGGAGAUGCUGCGGGAGCAUCGGGGUCUGCUGCUGCCUCCCGUGCUGCUGAGCCCAGGCAGGGAGGGAGAAACCAGCAUCGUGGCCCUGGGACCCAGGCGGUCUCAGCCCAAUCCCCAAGUGAAGCAGAGGACGCAGCUGCCACCCCUGCCAGGACCCAGCAGGCAGCACCCCUGCCUGCAGCCCCAGCAAGCUCCUGCUGGGAGCCGGCCCUGGACCAGGGCUCUAGGGGAGGAGAUUGGUGCCAAAGGAGCAAGAAAUGGGAAGUUACCCCAAAUCACCCGCACCAGCACGGCAUCACACAGUUGGGAUUAA